Messenger RNA from Brassica oleracea var. oleracea, 1863 nucleotides. RefSeq lists its product as uncharacterized. Lineage: Eukaryota; Viridiplantae; Streptophyta; Magnoliopsida; Brassicales; Brassicaceae. The coding region runs from base 193 to 1569 and encodes 458 amino acids. The transcript has 12 exons. The record is from RefSeq and is a predicted model, not a curated record.
AAAACUGAAAAAAAAGCAAAGCCGAAUGAAUGAAUUGGUUUUGGUCUCCAAUUUUUUUGUUUGUUUGUGCAUUUUAGGGCAGAACUGCCUUGCUUCCUUUUCAACUACUAUACCUUUCAUUCGCGCUUCCCAACAUUGCAAAAGUUUCAGGGUUUUGGUCUCAACGAAGAAGAAGAAGCCCAAAUUUCACAGAUGAAUAUGGACGGGCCUCUUGAUUUCGAGAACGAAGAUCCUCUUGUUAACCCUCCACCAUCUGCUGAGAAAAGGAAGAAAGUGAUUGGGUUGGAUGAUCUCCUCUCUGAUUUUUACAAAGAGAAGAGCAAACUCAUAGACAGAGGAAACAGGAAACGCAAAGCCUCCUCUAAGCUUUACGAUUCAGAUGAUGAUGAACGUGGCCAGGAAGCUUUGCUUUCCAUUGUUGAUGACUGUCGCAAUCAGAUGAAUGAGAUAUGCAGCGAAGAAGAUACGCAGGAGUGGGGUUUAUGUUUGUUUGGAGAUCAGAAAGCUCCAACGCGUUCACUGCUUACUGAUCUCGAUAACUGCUACUUGUUGAAAGAGUUUUUGAGUAGUCAGCUUAACUCGGUGGUGGAUCUUAGUCCAGAUAACGGAACAGCAUUUCUUGAGGGGUUGCUGGCUAACGGCUGGCUCACAAAACUGAUCUUGACGUGUGCACGUGUGGAAACAAUCAUAUGCAAAUGGACGCUUGAUAUAUUGUUGUAUUCACCAAAAGAAGACCUGAGAUCUUCUGCUUGUGACUUCUGGUGUUCCAUACUGUUAUCACAAAACGAGGUUAAUGGAGCUCCUGUUGAAAUUCAAUGGCUUCCUAACUAUCAGAUACUUAAAGAAGCUCUUGAAUCAUAUGGGUUCAGAAUCAAUUCAUCACAAAAUGCUGAGCUACCUGAAGCAGAUUCCAAGUCUCAAGGUCCUCCUCCGAAUAUUAGAGCUUGGCUCAAAUUUGUUGCUGCUUGUUGUCAGAUAAGAUGUAAAAAGCCUAUUUUCAACGCAUCUCAACUUGAACAAAUAGCCGAAGUCCUUGUGUGGCUGCUCUUAGAUCGCGGACUUCAAGGUCUCUCGCUUCUCCUACAAGAGUGCUGUAUAUCUUUUACUGAAUCCUUCAAAGAGGAAGAAUGGGUUUCAAGUUGCAAGAACAUAGCAAACUCUCUUGCUUCCAGAGUGCCUCAAGACAUGAACUGUUUGAGGAUAGUGGAGUCCGUAGCAGGUGUUGAUGCCCGAAGCAAGCAUUUGAGAAGUACCAUCGCUAAUCAAAUGCUUGUUGUUUUACUUAAACAUAAGUCUCAGGAGAGCGAUGAGAAUUUGAUGAGCUCGCUGAUGUCUAUCAAUCUGAAGGAGAAGAGUUGCAACCUUUUCAGAACUUACAUGAUGUUGGUGUUGGCAGAGAACUGGCUAUUGUCAAGUAAGUUGGUUGAGGAAAAGCCUGUGCUGAGAGAAAUGUGGGCUGUGUUUCUCAGAAAUUGUUUUUGUCAGAUCAAUAGCACCGAUCUUCGGCCUUUUGCAUCAAAAGUUCGUACCAAAGCCUCAUAUCUUCUUCAAGGAUGCAGAAGCGAUUGAAGUGGUAAACAAACGUUGGCAUUAAGUCUCCAAAGUGAAAUUUAGUUAGUUUUAGGUUUUGGUUUUGGUUUUUAGCUUUAGUUUAACUCUUUACCACUGAAAAAACUAAACUUUCGAUCCCUCUAUUAAGCUUUCUUUUUACCCAUGUCUUGGGUGUAAAAGAAAAAUUCACCCUUGUGUCAUUGAUAGAUUUGGUAUAUGUUACCAAAUCUAAUACAACUCAUUGAGUGGUCCUACUGUUGUAAGUUAUGUUAACUAAUGAAUAUUUUAGUGCUAAUUCAGGCUUUACUAAUU